Symbiodinium pilosum is the source of this 741-nucleotide messenger RNA. NCBI's taxonomy places the organism in Eukaryota, Dinophyceae, Suessiales, Symbiodiniaceae. The record is from the annotation of a GenBank genome assembly.
AUGGAUUGGCCGGCCACGGAGGACUUUGCAAUGCCUUCAUGGCGAAUGGUGUACUUGCGACGGCAUCUGUGCGUAUGGACCGAUACAGUGAAGCUGUACUACGGCCAGAGUCGAGAAGACGCUCCGUUCUUGUGGGAUUUCAUGACGGACUACGCUGUGGGCAUGGCCAAAAUUUUCCACGCUGUCCGUUUGGACAAUGCGCACUCCACGCCCCUUCACGUUAGCAGGCACGUGCUGUCGCGCGUCCGUGAGGCCAACCCUCACUGCUGGGUCUUCGCAGAAUUGUUCACUGGAAAUUUUGAGACUGAUCUCCUAUACCAGCGGACUCUGGGUAUCAAUGCCCUGAUCCGCGAGGCCAUGCAGUGUGACAGCCCCCAUGACCUGGGCCACAAGCUGGAAAGUCCCCUCUGGAACGGCCAUCCCGUGGGCGCGUUGUCACCCGUUCCAACCUUGGACCGGGCGGACAAUCAAACGCCUGCGCAGAAGCGACAUCCAAGGGAUGCACUGCCCAAUGCUGCAAUCGUCGCAGCGAGCUGCGCAAGUGCUGGCAGUGUCCGCGGCUAUGAUGACCUCUUCCCAGCGAACCCUUCCGUGGUCAGUGAGCGAAGGCAUCCCUGGGAUUCAGGGUGUUGUUUGGGUCGGUACGCCUUCUGCAGUCCUCAGAAGGGCUACCAGAACUUGGGGUAUCCUCCAAAGGCUUUCUCUGGUCUUCUUGCAGCCGACUUUGAGGUUGAAGCGUAG